Huiozyma naganishii CBS 8797 is the source of this 1578-nucleotide messenger RNA. It is a transcript of the gene PSD1, whose product is annotated as phosphatidylserine decarboxylase 1. The transcript has a single exon. Gene Ontology annotation, cellular component: mitochondrion. NCBI's taxonomy places the organism in Eukaryota, Fungi, Ascomycota, Saccharomycetes, Saccharomycetales, Saccharomycetaceae. Gene Ontology annotation, molecular function: phosphatidylserine decarboxylase activity. Gene Ontology annotation, biological process: phosphatidylethanolamine biosynthetic process. Bases 1 to 1578 code for a protein of 525 amino acids. The record is from RefSeq and is a predicted model, not a curated record.
AUGCUUGUUGUGAGGACCGCUCUGGCAAACAGCAAGAUGAAGCUGAUGGAGAUACGCCCGCGUAUCGCACUGCGCAACAGGACCGCGGACCUGUGGCGCAGGAAGUUCUCGACGAGACUUGGGCUGUACGAGAAAUUGCAUCCACCGGGGGACAAGAAGACCGCUGCGACCUGCGGGUCCAAAAAGGCAGCUAAGAUCCUUGUACGGUCGAUCCCAGAUGCUGGGGGGACCAGCAUAUCCAUGAAGUGGGCCGUCGUGACAGGGGUCACGAUCAUGCUCGGGACUAUCCUGAUUGUGUCGAGGGCCGCGCGUGACAACGAUGAGGAGGAGUCCCUGAAGGAGGGGAAACGGACCGGGAGGUACCAGAGGAUCAAGAUCUUCAACAACAACUGGAUGUUCUUCUGUUACUCGACUCUCCCACUGAACGCGAUGUCGCGGCUGUGGGGACAGUUCAACCACCUUGCACUCCCCAUGUGGUUCAGACCACACGGGUACAAACUGUACAGUCACAUGUUUGGUGUCAAACUCGACGAGAUGCAGGACCCAGAUUUGUACCACUACAGAAACCUCGCAGAAUUCUUCUACCGUACUAUAAGACCGGAAACAAGACCCAUUGCGGAGGGAGAAGGGGUCGUUGCAUCCCCUAGUGAUGGCCGCAUCCUCCAGUUGGGGAUCAUCAGCUCCGAGACGGGCGAGAUCGAACAGGUCAAGGGGAUGACCUACUCCCUCAAGGAGUUUUUGGGUACUCACUCGCACCCACUGAUGGCCAAGAACGAGUCCUCGCUGAGCCUCGACGGCGACGAACUGAAACACAGGGAGUUUGCCAAGAAGAAUAACUUCCGCUCUCAGGACGAGUUGACGCCAGAUGACCCCGCGGAGGACUCACCUCCUACGAACACGGACCACUCGAUCAAUUUCCAAAUGGAGGGGGACAAGUCCCUAAAGAAUUUCAAAUCCGGUGGGUCCAAGACUUUGAAACUGCUCAGCGAAUUGUCAUCAAACAUCCCCUACUACAACCUCUUCAAUUCCAUCUCCACGGAACCGCCGGACUCGGCACUGUACUUUGCAGUCAUUUACUUGUCCCCCGGUGACUACCACCACUACCACUCUCCAACAGAUUGGGUUUGCAAGACGCGCCGUCACUUCCCAGGGGACCUUUUCUCAGUGUCUCCUUACUUUCAGAGGAAUCUCCGCAACUUGUUCGUGCUGAACGAAAGAGUCGCGUUGUUAGGAUACUGGAAGUACGGGUUUUUCAGCAUGACCCCAGUGGGAGCUACAAACGUUGGGUCAAUUAAACUGACAUUCGAUAAGGAACUCGUUACCAAUGUGAAAAGAGCCAAGCACACCGCGCCACACACUUGCUACGAAGCGACGUACUCAAACGCAAGUAAAGUGCUUGGUGGGAUGCCACUCGUUAAGGGUGAAGAGAUGGGUGGUUUCGAACUGGGUAGCACCGUCGUGCUUUGCUUCGAGGCACCCAGCAACUUCAAAUUUGACGUCAAAAUCGGCGACAAGAUUAAAAUGGGUGAACGACUGGGUGCACCCGCUGAACUUGAAAGUGGGGAUGGGGACAAAUAA